UCCCCCCACCACCUCCGCCAACCCGGGGCUAGUAACGUUAGCUCCCUUCGCCGCGACACUGGACUAAAAUUGGACACUUUUUUUCCACCCCACCAUAACAUUUUCCAUGUCGUAAAUAUAACGUGACAAGGUUACACUUUGCUGUCUCACCCCGACGGCGAACUGAACGAAUCGGCUUGAUAGCACUCGCGGCUAAAUGCUAAAAUGAAGUUCUAAGGUUAAUCAUCUUCUUCUUUAUUUGGCGACUAUUUUUAUUCUAAUAUUUUUUUUGUCGCUUGCACUUUGUUACCAAACGUGUCGCGAUUGUUUCUCAACUUCAGACGGGAUAAACUGCAGCUGCGCAGGCCCAAGCCGAGGAGCGGCGAAGCCAGGCCGUGAGUCCAACACUUCCAGCAAACACAGCAGGCAAACUUCAGGGCUGUCGGCCAGUCCUUGACGGUGCUACACUUCGAGUUGACGAUCGUCUGCGAGUAGCAAAGGAGAGACGAGAGGAGGCAGACAGGCAACAAGCUUUGCGUGAAUCUCAGAUCAUGGAGCGUGAGCGUAAGGCCAAGAUGCAAGUGGAGCGUCAGCAAGAGGAACGUCAGAAGAAGGCUGUGGAGCAGCGAAGGAAGGAGGAGCAGAAGCGUCAGGCUGUGGAGGACAAGAGGAAGCAGAAACAGGAAGAGGAGAAGGAGCAUUACGAGGCAGUGAUGAGACGAACAUUAGAGCGAAGCCAGCGGGCCGACCAGAGACAGAAGAGAUGGUCCUGGGGAGGAUUAUCAACAGACUCAGAUGGGCGAACAGGAGACUCAGAUGCCAGCGCCUGUUCUCCAGUAGCUAUAGUAAUUUCUCCUGCCACACCAGAAAAGCCACCAAGGAACCGACAAGACAAGCGCUCCACUUCCACGGUGAACCUCAAACAGCCAUCAGAGGCUAGCAUCAGCAAACGCCUGUCCUCGUCCUCUGCCACCCUCAUCAAAUCUCCUGAUAAAAGUUUUAAAUCCAGGAGUCUGUCCUGUAACCGUUUGCCGCGGAAAGACAGUGCUGCUAAGGAGGAAAGCAAAAAGCUGCCGGUGGAACAGACAGGUGCUUCCAUGAAGAAGAGGAGUUGGUCCCUCACACGAGUAAGUGUGGGCAGAGCACAGACUCCUGCCAAGGCGGCUAAGGGGACAGCAGACAAUCAAGCUCGCAAGCAACCGACUUGCACUGUGGACGGAGGGGUCAUUAGUCGCCUGCUCACUCCCACCCAGGCCUCACUAGCUAGGAGCAAGAGCGCUGCCGCCCUUUCCCCUGAAGGAACAGAUACUCCAGAAUGUCACCUGUGUCCUCGCUCAGCCUCCGCUGCCACUCAACACCCGCCACGCGGGCCGUUGCGCAGCCGCAGCAUCGACCGGCAGAAGAACGGCAUGACCACCUCCGUGUCAGCAGACGGAGCCCUCGACCCCUCACUGAACAAGCAGGAAAAAACGUUUACCUCGCCCCGGAGGCAACGCCCGCCCUCUCCAUCCAUUCCCAUGGGACGCAACCGCUCGCCAUCCCCUGCCCCCAAACCAUCUCCAAAGAGGCCUCCUUCCCCAGCAGCAUCAAAGCAAAAUUCAAAGGCACGCCCACCCUCCCCUGCAAUGAAACAACAUCCCCCAUCCCCUCAGCCGACGUCAGCUAAACCUCCUCCGAUCCAGAAACCAGCUCUUACCCCACCAGGGCCCCCAACCCUGCGAAAAAGGGACUCCCGCUCCAAGGACCUGUUGUUACCUGUACAGGCUGGGUCGCCACAGUCCUCUGACUCUAGCAAAUCCAAAGAGAAAGAUGAUUCUAAGACAGGAACCAAUUCUGCUGCCGAGGCUGCCAAGCUCUUGGCGGAGCACCGCAGACAAAUGCGGGAGCAGAAGGAGAAAGAUGAACAACUCAGGAUACAGCGUGAGGAAGAGGAGAAGCUCAGGAAAGAAGAGGAAGAGCGUCUAGCAGAGGCCGCUCGGCUGAAGCGCCAAGAGGAGGAAAAGAAGCUAGCGGAGGAGAGAGAAAUCAAGGAAGAGGAGGAGGCCAAAAGAGCGGAGGAAGAGCGAGAGAGACUGGAAGCUGAGGAGGCUCUGAAGCAGGCGGAGCUGCAGAAGGAGCGGGAGGAAGCCGAGGCCAAGGCCCUGGAGGAAGCAGAGAGGGUCCGCCAGGAGCGCGACCGCCUCAUGCAGCAGAAUCAGCAAGAGCGUAUGGAGAGGAAGAAGAGAAUUGAAGAAAUAAUGAAAAGAACUAGAAAAGGAGAUGGAAAUGACUUUAAGAGAGAUGAAGACAAGGAGCAGGACGACAAUGAAGAUGCAAUGGACCUGAUGAGCUUUGAUACAAAAAGUGAAGGUCAGAUGGAUGAUGUCGCCAUGGAAAGGCACAACUACGGCGAUGAAGGGGCACAAAGAGAAGAAGCCUUCGAAUGCCCGAACGGAAGAGAGGAAACAGACGACAAGGAGAACAACAACGCCCCAGACGAGACUCAGGCAGUCAGUCCAAUUUCAAAGGACCGUCUGGUGGAGGGCUCGGAGUUCCUGAACGAGGAGGACUCGGCCAAGGUGGAGCUGGUGUCGGGCCUGGGCAGCAAGUCCAACCAGUGGAGCUUCGAGGAGCUCAUGGAUCGCAACGUCCACUCCAAGACUCACGCCCUCAUCGAGGCAGAGGACUCUAACCCGGUCCUGAUCAACUGUGACGGGCCGGAUGGGACCAAAGGAAGCCCAGUGAACUCUCUGCAUUCCUCCAGUCAAGCCAUAGAGGCUCUCUCAGAGAUUUGAUGCUGCACCCACCCGUCCGGCACCGAGAAGACUCGCCGCUGUAGCACUCUUCAACUUCCUGAGCUCUGUUUAAAAGGUUCCAUACAGCUUCCUCUUCCAUUUAAUUCCAGGAGGAGGAGUCAAAGGUGAAAUGACCUCGCCCCAAGUGCUUAAGUGUCUCAUCUAGAAGAUGACGAAAGCUUCAGGGAAAUUCCGCAUGUUCCUUCUUCUCCCGUCAGGUCUACUACUACUUCUCCCUUUUGUUUUCUAUCUGCUGUCCAAGUUAUUUUAUAAGCCCUUUUUUUUGUCUUUGUCAGCGGUGCGCCGUUAUAAUUUUGUUAAUUAAUUUUGGGUUCUUUAUUUGUUGUUAAGAUGUGUUCCUCUUGUAUAAGCGUUUACGGUGUGCAUCAACCUCCGUAUCUCGUGUCUCUCGGGGAGUUUGGCGCGUGGCUCUUCUAAAUUUACUUGAGCGACUGCUGUCCUUUGGCAGCAUCAACAUUUAUGGCCUUAGCUGUUUUUUUUGUUUUGUUUGUUUUUUUAGGUUUUUUUUUUUUUUUUUUUGCUUACAAUUCUAGUUUGGGUGUGAAAAAAACGGGAUCGCUUCUGCCCUCAUUGCUUGUGCGCACAUGGUUUCCUGUCGUGUGACAUUUGGAAAAGCCGUUUGAGCAUUUGUCCCUUACCCUAGAUAUCCAGCUUAAGGUCCAUACACUAGUACGUUCUUUGUCUUCACUCGUAGGACAACUACAUGUUACGAGUGAGGUAAAACUGUACUCGUUGAUAUCUGAAAACUAGUACAUGGACCUUAAUCUGGAUAUCAAAAAAUUCUAUCAAACUGUUUUCCAACUAUAAGAGAGGGCUGUCCUGCCUUGAGACACCCUGCCUUGCAAUCUGUUUUUGGCCACCAGAGGGUAUAGCAGGCAUGCUUAAGUUUCCGUUGUUUGUUGCUGUUUGGGGCUCAGUAGGCUUUGACUGUUUGUACAUUUGUAUAUGGAGCUUGUGUUUACUAAAAAGAUUGUUGUAGUUUACGUCAGUCUGGUCCUUUCAGCAAAAAAAAACCUCCAACCAAUAUCCAUGAAACCUCCCGUCUUUUAAUUAAGUCACGACAUCCCCCGUUCUGAUGUCUUUUUCUCUUCACGCUAGCUGCUACAUUCGAAAGAGGAAAAAAAUGCAUUUCAGCUAUUUUUUAUUUGAUAUAACGUGGCUGUUCAUAUAUUAAAAUGCAGUUCUGCAUAUAUUUAAAUGUUUGUAUGUGAAAUCAGUGUUAGGCCAAUGACGCCAUGAUGAGGGCCAAGUGCCGACCCUGAAAGCGACUGACGAAUUUGAGCCUUCAGCUGUUUUUUUUUUUACCCGCAGUUAAAAUCGUGAAUUCUUGUUGAGGGGAGGCGUCCAUUUUUUGCCUUGUUGUUUGUUGGCGUUCACACCCUCUCACCAACUAAACGUAAGGACCUGAGAUGGCUUUAAGAAUGUAAGACUUUCUUCCAUCAAGCCAUCCUUCACGCGUUCUUUUGUCACCACGUGGACUUGAACCUGCUGCAGUCGCCACGUUGAACGUGUUGGGUAGCUUGACGGGGUCAUAUUGCGUGACCUUUUUUUCCCUCUAACGCUCUGUGACGCUUCCAGGGCAGGUGCUCUGCUGGAGCAAGCACUCAAGGGCACCUUGUGCUGGAGGCAGGCUGCUACCGCUGUCCGCUUGAACAGACAGUACAUGGAAAGCCUUUGAUCUGUUUUUUUUUUUCUUUCCUUUUUUGCAUAUCCUUGAUAGCCAGCUUAAGAUCCGUGUACUAGUAUGCUUUUUGUCCUCCAGUAAGACAGUUCAGCGCACUAGUAGAAUGACUGUCUUGAAUGUCUUACAAAUAAAGUUGUUUUUUCCCCCCCCCCCACGACUAGUGGGCUACUAGUGCACAAUUGAACCUUAUAAGUAAACCUGUCAUGCACUAGUAAUACUACUAGGCCCAACUAGUAUUCAUGUGUCUCACACACACAGACACACACACACACACUACUAGUAUGCCAAAGUUAACUACUGAGGACAAAAAGCGUACUAGUACAUGGGCCUUAAGAUGAAUAUAAAGGAUAUGGAAUACAUGCACAAAUAGCUUUCUAUACAGAUACUAUGUAGUUACUAGAUAGCACCGUGCCUGAGAUGGAGGGCUAGUUUUUUAAUGUUACUGUUAACUAAAAAAUUUUAUUUAAAAAAACAAAAACAAAAAACAAGUGUGUCUUUACCUCGGCCUCUGACAAUCAAGUCCUUUGUGAAUAAGAAAUUUUCCCAUCUGACAACAUCACCCUGCCCACAAGUAACAUUUGUAAUGUAAAUAUAAUUAAGUGUUCUGAGAUGAUGUAAACUGUUAAUAAAGUCUCGCAAAACUAGA
Phyllopteryx taeniolatus (common seadragon) is the source of this 5104-nucleotide messenger RNA. It is a transcript of the gene map7d3, whose product is annotated as MAP7 domain containing 3. The record is from RefSeq and is a predicted model, not a curated record. Gene Ontology annotation, cellular component: microtubule cytoskeleton. The transcript has 20 exons. Gene Ontology annotation, biological process: microtubule cytoskeleton organization. The coding region runs from base 531 to 2753 and encodes 740 amino acids. Lineage: Eukaryota; Metazoa; Chordata; Actinopteri; Syngnathiformes; Syngnathidae.